Molecule: messenger RNA, 2733 nt
Organism: Plasmodium falciparum 3D7
Lineage: Eukaryota; Apicomplexa; Aconoidasida; Haemosporida; Plasmodiidae
Gene: NAR1
Product: putative cytosolic Fe-S cluster assembly factor NAR1
Source: RefSeq, a predicted model, not a curated record
AUGUUUUCUAAUUUAAUUAAACUAGAGAAUUUGAAUGACUAUAAUAAUGAAGCUGAAAAAUGUAUUAAGCCCUUCUUAUAUAAGAAUUCCUCUAUUGAUGAUGAGGAAAAUGAAAAUUUUAUACAAGUAGAAAGACCGAAUUUAAUAAAUAUAAAGAAAAUAAAAAAAAAGAAUUAUAAUAGAAAAGAAAGAGGAGAAAUAUCCUUAACGGAUUGUUUAGCAUGUAGUGGUUGUGUUACAAACGAAGAGACUACAUUUUUAAAAAGUCAGAAUUGUAUAGAAAUAAUAAAUACUGUAAAAAAAAAAAAAAUUAAUAUUAUUUCUUUAUCCUUACAAAGUGUAACAGCAUUGUCUGUAUAUUACAAAUUACCAAUAUCAACAAUUCAAAAGAAAUUAUGUUUUUUUUUUAAAUCUUUAAAUUUUCAUUAUGUAUAUGAUUCAUCAUUAGGGGAAUUAAUAACGUUAAAUGAAGCGAAAAAAGAAUUUCUUGAAUAUUUUUUUAAAAAUAAUGAAACAUAUGAAAAUAAUAAUAUAUAUCCUGGUGAUGAUCAUGUUGGAAAUGUAAAUCGUCAAAAGAAAAAAAAUAUAUUAAUUCGUAAAAUAUUUAAUGAUAAGAAUAAAAAAAAAAAAAAUCCGUCAUAUAAUGAUAAUAAUAAUGAUAAUAAUAAAAAUAAUGAUUAUGAUAAAAAUAAUGAUUAUGAUAAUUAUAAUGAUAAUGAUAAUUAUAAAAAUAUUUCUUCAUACUCAAACAAUUCAAGUAAUAAAUUUUCUUUACAAUAUAAAGAUAAAAAAAUAGGACCGAAAACUUUUCCACUUAUAUGUUCCCAUUGUAGUGGUGCUGUUAUAUAUGGAGAAAAAAAUUUUGAUGACGAUUUAUUAAAUAGUUUUAGUAAGAUAAAAAGUAGUCAAGAUAUUCAAGGGAUUAUUUUAAAAAUAUUACAUUUGCAUAACAGUGUUUUAUAUACAUAUCCUUCUUUAAAUAAAUAUAUUUACAAUAAUUUUUUUAGAUUGUAUAAUUAUAAAUUUAAUUGGUUAAAUAUAUGUAGGAAACAUUUUUUAAAGAAUUAUAGAUUUAAUGAUAAUGCGUCAAAAAAAAAAAAUAAUAAUUUUGAUAAUAACAAUGAUAAUGAUAUGGGUGUAUUUAAAGAAAUGGAAACUUUAAAUAUAUAUGAUAUAAAUCAUGUUUAUUUAUUAUAUUGUUUCGACAAAAAGUUAGAAGCUUGUCGAAUACACGAAGAACAACAGAUUAGUAUAGAAAAUAAUAUGAAAAAUUAUUUAUCUCGUCAAAAUGUUGACUAUAAUAUAUUUAUAAAAAAGGAACAAGAUCAAAAUAAAUUUUAUUGUGUAGAUGCUGUUAUGACAACAGUUGAAUUAAUUGAAUUAAUAAAUAAUAUGAACAUUGAUUUUUAUACUUUACCAGAAUUGUAUGUUGAUAAUAUAUAUAACCUUAUAAAAAGAAUUUGUCAAGAUGAUAUACGUGGGGUACAAAAUAUAGUAGGUGCUUCCUCUGAUGUGUUAAAUGAAAAUGUUAGCUCAACAACAAAAAUGAAACACAUCAAAAAUAAUGAUGAUGAUGAUGAUAAUGAUGAUGAUAAUAAUGAUGAUGAUAAUAAUGAUGAUGAUAAUAAUGAUGAUGAUAAUAAUGAUGAUGAUGAUAAUGAUGAUGAUGAUAAUGAAGAUGAUGAUAAUAAUGAUAAUAAUAAUUAUGAUGAUGAUAAUAAUGAUGAUAAUAAUAAUAAUAAUAAUAAUAUACAUACUGCUGAAGAAUAUAAAGAUAAAUCAGUCGCCACAGGGAACAUGAACGAAGAAAAUAAAAAAAAUAACAUCAUGUUAAAUCAUACAGAAGUAAAUUAUAUGAAAUAUAUUUAUGAUGAUUUAUUUUUACAUUAUUUAAUUCGAUGUAGUCAUAAAAAUAAUAUAUCCAUGGGAUAUGGAGAGGAAAUAUUUAAAUAUGUGUGUAAAGAGAUAUUUAAUUUCCAAGUGGAUGAAAAUAGGUUUAAUUUAAAAUAUGAAGACAUAAUUGUUCUUUCUUUAUUUAAUAAUAAUAAUUGUGUGUUUAGGGUAAUCUUAUCUUAUGGGUUUAAGAGUAUGCACAAUGUUUUGAGAAAAAUAAAAGAAUUAAAGAAUGAACAUACAAAGAAUUAUAAAAAUGUCGAUGAACAAGUAUUACAUCAUGAUCAAAAUAAAUAUCAUAUUAAUAUUACAUAUAAUCUCUUAUUUAAUGAUAGAAUUGAUUAUGUUGAAUUAAUGGCAUGCGAAAAGGGUUGUCUUUUUGGAUGUGCUCAGAAUAUUUUUUCAGAACCUGUUGAGAAAUUUUCCUAUUGUUCCUGCAAUAAUUUUGAUAUAUUUAAAAAGUUAGAUAAACAGGAAAUUAUUUCAAACUUUGAUUUUUUACAAGAAUCAAAUGAUAAGAAAAAGAAAGAAACAAACAAAUUUUGUUGUAAUGAGAAUCAUAAAAAUUAUGUUAUGAAUUCUUUAUGUAAUAAUAAUAAUAAUAAUAAUAAUAUACAUACUGCUGAAGAAUAUAAAGAUAAAGAAAAAUUGUUUAAGAAAUUGUUUAAUACCAUGCAUGAUGAUCAAUAUAUUUUAUAUGUAAACUCUAAAAAUUGUAUAUAUGAUCAUACUAUUAAUUCAUUUUUAAAAAAUAUAUUUCACGUUUUUAACAAUGCAAACUUUCAUCUUUUUAAAGCUACCUUCUCUUCAAAAAAAAAAUUGGACAUAAUCAACUGGUAA